CACCUUCAGCCCUCUUCCUUCGCGCAGGGCGACGCCGCGCACCAUCAAUUCCAUGGCUCGUGGCACGCUUGCUAUUGACUCAGAGUCGGGCUUCCGUGUCCAUGCACGUACAAAAUGGCCUACAUCUUUGAUAUCUACUAACCCUCUGUCUACACUCACGACAACCAGGCGUCGUCCAUAUGAACAUUGGUCCUCUUGAUUGAGUGUGCACUACACCUCACCCAGCUGUAUAACCCGUAGGAACUACCGCAAUGAUCACCGAAUCCGCCAUGAACUGCGCCGGCCGAACCUCCUCCCACCACUUCCGCGACCUCCGCUCCGCCUCGCGCGCAAACAUCGCCAAAUUCAGCAAACGCGAAGCAUACAAGGACGCCCAGCGCUCCCGGCCCGCCAGGGCCCGCGCUCCCCGGCGCAAGAAAAACGCGCGAAAACGGGAUCCCCGCAUGCAAUGGAAGCGGCCCGCUGAGGACGAGAUCUCGAGUGAAGAACGGCGCAUCGAGAUACGCGAUACGCAAUACCAGGCCAAGUGUGAUAUCUGGAUGACGCCGAUGCAGCGAUACCAAAACUACGGCGAGAACGCCGCGUCCAUCGAGUCCAGGGCCGCCUGGACCGAGUACGACGAGCCGUUCACGACGUGGUGUCAGCGGCGCAUCAGCAAGAUGCGGGCCGUCAAGGAGGCGAGGUUGCGGGCUCGCACAUCCGCGGACACCGAUCCGGAUGAAGGCUACUACAGCGACGACACAUCGGCCUCCACUACCCGCGCUACCACGCCCGACGACGCGCACGCCGAAGCCCUCGUAAAGUCGAUCCUCACCCCGCGCCAGAAAUGGCGCGAAUAUCCCCGGAUCACCGGCUUCUACUGGUUCGGCGAGCAUGACUGGUACGGGCAUCGCAAUACGUCGGGCUGCUGGUAUGUGGAGGAAUAUGCGUGCGGGAUCCCGGGCGAGACGCCGUGGUGGAGAGCGUGUUAUUGCGAUGAGUUUGAGGGGUGCGAGGGGUGGGAUCCGGAGGAGGGGGUGCAGAGGUAUGGCUUAGCGGCGUGGGUCAGGGACAUGGACAUCACAGAGGACAAUGGCAUUGCUAAGCGUGACGGAGAGGAUGCGGGCGACAUGGAGGAAGAUGGCAGUGAUAAAGAGGAUGGGGAGGGUGGACGCGAGUCUGGGGAGGACGAUUGGGAUAUCAUAUCUACCACUGCCGCGUCGGAGGCGUGGACGAAGGUCGCUGAGGCUUCUGAUUUGCAUCUAACAGCGUGACACUCGCCCGCCCGCCAGAAUUAAGCCUCGCGCUUUUUGCCAAAUUGGUUUUCCAUCAAAUACUCCGUGACGAUCGGCGGAGCCCAGGAGUGUGCUUUCCGCUUCGAUGGGCGUCAGCGUCUGCAUAGCUCGAGAAGCCCAAACAGUCUCCGUGCGCGACAAGUCGGGCUAAACACCCGAGAUCGGGCAUACCGCAGGCUCGACAAGCCGAGAGCACGACCAUGGCUGCAUAGUGGCGCUGUACCAAGGGGCUCGCGCCCAGGGGUCUGAUGUUGGGACGGGCAGUUGAGCGGUCCGUACCAACCAACCUAAACGUGGUAGAAUCUGCUAGGAACCCUGAAACGUCGCGCAGAAAAUUGUUCAGCGAAGAUAUGUAUUGUAUUGUAUUGCA
Messenger RNA from Trematosphaeria pertusa, 1644 nucleotides. RefSeq lists its product as uncharacterized. The transcript has a single exon. Bases 252 to 1253 code for a protein of 333 amino acids. The record is from RefSeq and is a predicted model, not a curated record. Lineage: Eukaryota; Fungi; Ascomycota; Dothideomycetes; Pleosporales; Trematosphaeriaceae.